Arabidopsis arenosa is the source of this 486-nucleotide messenger RNA. Lineage: Eukaryota; Viridiplantae; Streptophyta; Magnoliopsida; Brassicales; Brassicaceae. The record is from the annotation of a GenBank genome assembly.
ACUUCCACACUUAACACUUCUUUCUAAAUCCCUGUCUUUCUCAAAAUUUCUUUCUCUUUCUCUAAAAAAUGAAGCUCUCUAUGCGUUUGAUCUCAGCCUUUCUUCUCUUGGUGAUGAUAUUCGUUGCCACAGGGAUGGGUCCAGUCACUGUUGAGGCACGCACGUGUGCGUCACAGAGCCAAAGAUUCAAGGGUAAAUGCGUGAGCGACACAAACUGUGCAAACGUGUGUCACAACGAAGGCUUCCCCGGAGGUGAUUGCCGUGGAUUCCGUCGUCGUUGCUUCUGCACCAGAAAUUGCUGAUCUAUCAAUCGAUUCUCAUGACUCAAUCUUCGAUCCAUUGUCUUUUGUUACUUCUUUCUGUCGUCUAAUAUUCCUUACGAUACCAUAUCGUAACGUGCAUGUGUGUGUAAUGUGUUCUUGAAUAAGUCUUUGGUUUGUGUGUUUCCAGUUUUAAUGUAACGUUAAAUCAACUAGUAAUGUUUUU